Molecule: messenger RNA, 1804 nt
Organism: Setaria italica (foxtail millet)
Lineage: Eukaryota; Viridiplantae; Streptophyta; Magnoliopsida; Poales; Poaceae
Product: cytochrome P450 78A5
Exons: 2
Coding region: 40-1611 (523 amino acids)
Molecular function (GO): iron ion binding; monooxygenase activity; heme binding
Source: RefSeq, a predicted model, not a curated record
CCACCUCCCCGAGGAAACCACCACCACCACGCCCUCGCCAUGGACGCCACCACCCUCACCAGCUCCACCCAGGACUACCUCCUCUUCCUCUUCCCUGCCGCCACCACCUACCUCUCCCCGCUCCUCGCCGUCCUCCUCCUCGCCACCUCGCUGGUCUGGCUCUUCCCCGGCGGCCCCGCGUGGGCGGCGGUCGCCGUCUCCCGGCGCCGCGCCAGCACCGCCACGCCGCCGCCGCCGGGGGCGCCGGGCGUGGUCACCGCGCUCGCGGGCCCCACCGCGCACCGCGCGCUCGCGUCCCUGUCUCGGUCCCUGCCCGGCGGCGCCGCGCUGUCGGCGUUCUCCGUCGGCCUAACGCGCCUCGUCGUGGCCAGCCGCCCCGACACGGCGCGGGAGCUCCUGUCCAGCGCCGCCUUCGCCGACCGCCCCGUCAAGGACGCGGCACGGGAGCUCCUCUUCCACCGCGCCAUGGGCUUCGCCCCCUCCGGCGACUACUGGCGCGCGCUCCGGCGCAUCAGUUCCGCCUACCUCUUCAGCCCGCGCAGCGUCGCCGCCUCGGCCCCGCGCCGCGCCGCCAUCGGCGAGGGCAUGCUCCGGCGCAUCUCCGGCGGUGGCGGCGAGGCCGUGGCCAUGCGGCGCGUGCUCCACGCGGCCUCCCUGGACCACGUCAUGGCCACCGUGUUCGGUUCCUGCUACGAUCCCGAGAGCCCGGAGGGCGUCGAGCUGGAGGAGAUGGUGAAGGAAGGGUACCACCUGCUCGGCGUGUUCAACUGGGGCGACCACCUGCCGCUGCUCAGUUGGCUGGACGUGCAGGGCGUGAGGAGGAGGUGCAGGACCCUGGUGGGCAGGGUGAACGUGUUCGUGGCAAGGAUCAUCGAAGAGCACAGGCAGAGGAAGAAGAGCGGCGACAAUGGCGAGCCGGCCGCCGCCGGAGAUUUCGUGGACGUCCUGCUGGGGUUGGAGGGCGAGGAGAAGCUGUCGGACUCCGACAUGAUCGCUGUUCUCUGGGAGAUGAUCUUCCGAGGGACGGACACGGUGGCGAUCCUGCUGGAGUGGGUGAUGGCGCGGAUGGUGCUGCACCGGGACAUCCAGUCGAAGGCGCAGGCGGAGCUGGACGCCGUCGUUGGCCGCGGCGGCGCCGCCAUGUCGGACGCCGACGUGGCCCGGCUGCCCUACCUCCAGCGCGUCGUGAAGGAGACGCUCCGCGUGCACCCGCCGGGCCCGCUGCUGUCGUGGGCGCGCCUCGCCGUGCACGACGCGGUGGUCGGCGGCCACCUGGUCCCCGCGGGCACCACGGCCAUGGUGAACAUGUGGGCCAUCGCGCGCGACCCGGCGGUGUGGCCGGAGCCCGAGGCGUUCCGGCCCGAGCGGUUCGAGGAGGAGGACGUGAGCGUGAUGGGCGGGGACCUGCGGCUCGCGCCGUUCGGGGCCGGGCGGCGCGUGUGCCCCGGCAAGGCGAUGGCACUCGCCACCGUCCACCUGUGGCUCGCGCAGCUGCUGCACCGCUUCGAGUGGGCGCCAGCGGACGGCGGCGGCGUGGACUUGUCGGAGCGCCUGGGCAUGUCGCUGGAGAUGGAGAAGCCACUCGUGUGCAAGGCCACCCCGAGGUGGUGAGAACGAAGCACAAGAGCGCAUGGCGUGGCGCGCAGGAUGAGUAGCGCCGUUUGAUUGCCUUUGUGGAUCCAGAGAAUGUGUUUAAUUUGGGAUCGAUUCGAGUUUAAGUAGCUACGUAUAAUCAGCGAAUGUGUUUAUAUUCAUGUACUAGAUGUGAGUGUCUAGGAUGUGAAAUCAUGUUUGAAUGUUUUUA